Molecule: messenger RNA, 1910 nt
Organism: Rubroshorea leprosula
Lineage: Eukaryota; Viridiplantae; Streptophyta; Magnoliopsida; Malvales; Dipterocarpaceae
Source: the annotation of a GenBank genome assembly
CCUGGGAUUUUCUCAAUUUUUUUCUUGUUCCCAGCUAAAGAUGAGAGCUUUUUAUGCAGUCCGAUCAUCAGUAAAGAUCUCACCUUUCCCAGUAGGGGCUUUCCCCAUUACAAGGACUCAACCCCAUUUUCCUCAGAAACUCUUCUUUUGCCAUGCAAAGUUUGCUGAUUCUGAGAUUGAUGGAUCUUUUACUUUAAGAUUGGUGCCUCCCAACCUCAUGGCGGCAGAGAAAGAAGAAGCUAAGGCUGUAUUAACCUUGUUUUUGAAGAAGCAAGGCUUGAGCAAUACAGUUGCUGCAAGAGUCAUCAACAAAUCAGACCUUUUCAUUGACCAUCUUGUCUCAAGGCUUCAUUCUGUUCAUAAAUCUCGGUAUCUCGUAGGACGAGAGCUCACUACUCUUGAGAUCAGGGAUGCUCUUAUUCCUUACCUUGAAUCUCUCCUUGAAGAGCAUGGAAACAUUCUGGUAGAUAUAGUGGAAAAUUUUCCAGAAUCACCUGUCAAAGAAAAAGGAGUAACUGAGGUGUUUCUGCCAGAUCCAGCCCUUGACUCCAGAAAGGUAAAAGCUGUAUCUCGUGUUAGUGAAACGAGCCCAACUGGAGAACUCCGUCCUCAAAUUCUCUACCUCAUGGAGCUUGGCAUGGAUCUUGAGAAGAUCAAGGUAAUUAUACGCAAAUUUCCAGCAUUUGCCUAUUACAGUUUGGAGGGAAAAAUCAAGCCUGUUGUUCAGUUCCUUCUCAAACUUGGUGUACCUAAAUCUGACAUCCCCACCAUUCUCAGAAAAAGGCCUCAACUGUGUGGAAUCAGUCUCUCUGAUAACAUUCUCCCAACCAUGACAUUCUUAGAAGAAUUGGGUGUGGACAAGAAACAAUGGGCCAAAGUUAUAUAUCGUACUCCAGCACUUCUCACUUAUAGCCGGCAGAAGCUUACUGCAGCAGUAGAUUUCCUAUAUGAGAUGGGUGUUCCAUCAGAGAAUGUAAGUAAGAUUCUAACUAGAUGCCCGAACAUCAUAAGUUAUAGUGUGGAGGAUAAACUAAGGCCUACAGCUGAGUACUUCCGUUCAUUGGGGGUUGAUGUUGGACUUCUUCUCUACCGAAGUCCACAUACUUUUGGUCUUAGUGUUGAGGCCAACCUUAAGCCUGUGACAGAAUUCUUUUUGGAAAAAGGUUACACUAUUGAGGAAGUGGCCACUAUGGUUUCAAGAUACGGACCAUUAUACACUUUUAGCUUGACAAAGAACUUGAUACCAAAGUGGGAUUUCUUUUUAACCAUGGAUUAUCCAAAAUCAGAGCUGGUUAAAUUCCCUCAGUAUUUUGGCUACAACUUGGAGGGGAGGAUUAAACCACGAUAUGCAAUUGUACAGGAGCAUGGGGUGAGAUUGCUGCUGAACCAGGUUCUAUCAUUGUCAAGCCAGAAUUUUGACAAGGCUUUAAAGAAGAAACUGAAGAAAAUGCUCUCUGAUGAUGUCUAAAUAAACUCUACAAUUUUACAUAGCAAAAUGUUCAUCAUGGUAAGCAGAUGACCUCCAAUCAUGCGUUUCUCUACGGAUAUCGUAACAGUUCAGGAAUUGUAAGUGAAUUUACAGCUACAUUUGCUGAACAUGCAUCCAUCCUUCUCAUAAUGGUGAUUCAAUUUUAAAUCCAAUCUUGCAAAGCAGACAUCUCAGGGUGAAAUGGUGUCUCUGGAGGAUGAAAAAAAGCCUCUACCAUGCUGUAGGUCCCUCUAGGUGCCAUUCUGCUGUCUAUUCCCCUAUGUAUGGUAGAAACGAACUUUCACUAACUCCUCUAUUGUUCCUAUAGCAAUUUCAUUUCAAUGUUAGAGUCUAAUUUCCACCAUUUUUCUUUAUUUGCUGCUGACUUUAGUUGUAAAAGUAUGUUAAAGAACCAGAAUCUGAAUAAAAAAGCAGCCACCUU